CUAAUCACAUUCAUAAAUUUUUUGUUGAUCUUGCACUUCAAACUUAUCUUAUUCAAAUGGCUGGCCGAGGCAGAGGGCAGACGCGUCUCAAGAUGCUGGAGAGCAUGGGUGUGGAGCGGUCUGAGAUGAGUCAACCUCUCGACCGCCCUAAGGGAGAGGCGGCCGCCAAAGGGGACCUCACUCCUUCGUCUGUAUAUCCUCCCCUCAAGUUCCAACCUCUCCCCCUACCUCCCUCCACAACCGAGACUGAUUAUUGUCUUACUCUGCUCAAACUUGACAUGGAGCGCAUGAGAAGCUCUAAAUACGCCGUGAAAAAGGAGAAGCAGCAGGCCGAGCUGGAGCGCUACAGCGACCGCUACCGCCUGACUGUGGCCGAAGAUCAUCCCCAGCUCGUGGUGGACUGGACGCGUUUCCCCCGCGAGCUCAACCCGAGCUACAUACGCAAGAGCAAGAAAAGGAAAAUUUCUAAACCUGACCAGAAAUCACGGCAGAAAAAAGUCAAACUUGCUGGGGAAACAGAUGAGCAGAUGGAAGAGAGGUUAAAGGAACUAGAGAAGAAGGAGAAGGAGGGAGGAGCGGAGGUCAAAGAAGAGCUCGAAGAUGAGGAAGAUGAAGAUAAGGAUAACAAAGAAGAAGAAGAUGAAAUAGAGGAUGAAGAUGAGGAAUUAGAUGAAGGCACGGAUUAUGCACAACAAUAUUUCGAUAACGGCGAGCAGUACGAUGACGCUGAUGACGAUGGUAAUGACGACGGUGGAUACUACUGACGAAGGUGACGUUUAGCCAUGUAAGGCCAUCGUCGUACCAAGCACAGGUUCGGUCCUGUCACCCUGGGGUUUACAUAGCCUGUGCACUUCAUGUAUUGUAAUGUUCUCUCGAAAUCUUAAAAAAUAUUCCUCAAUUUUGUCUAUAUAUAUAGUAUAUUCUCUCGAAAUCAUUUACAUGCGAACUUUAUACAAAGGGAAACUAUAAGGCCAUGAUUGCUUUUCUCGCCUUUUCAAUCUAACCAUAAGCUCGAUUUUUAUUUAUUUUUCUACGCGUUGUGGCUCGAUCUCGGGUUUCAUUUAUUCUGCAUAACAUCAAGUGAUUCCUUCAAAACUAUUAUGUUAAAAUAAGUAUCUAAAGAAAUUUCAAAUCAUAUUUCCCCUAAUGGAAUAUGCAUGAGAAAAUUAAUGAAUGUUCCUUCCGUGGGCUUGGUAUGGUGAUGGUCAUAAUGUUGUUGAAGUCUUGUUAUUGUAUUGUUGAUGCUUAGAAUCCCUCCAUGAAUGUUCUUGUUU
Messenger RNA from Hyalella azteca, 1274 nucleotides. RefSeq names its product DNA-directed RNA polymerase III subunit RPC7-like. The coding region runs from base 57 to 764 and encodes 235 amino acids. The transcript has 3 exons. Lineage: Eukaryota; Metazoa; Arthropoda; Malacostraca; Amphipoda; Hyalellidae. Gene Ontology annotation, cellular component: RNA polymerase III complex. Gene Ontology annotation, biological process: transcription by RNA polymerase III. The record is from RefSeq and is a predicted model, not a curated record.